This is a messenger RNA of Cylas formicarius (sweet potato weevil), 3664 nucleotides long. RefSeq names its product solute carrier organic anion transporter family member 74D (gene Oatp74D). Bases 476 to 2647 code for a protein of 723 amino acids. The transcript is spliced from 8 exons. Lineage: Eukaryota; Metazoa; Arthropoda; Insecta; Coleoptera; Brentidae. Gene Ontology annotation, cellular component: membrane. The record is from RefSeq and is a predicted model, not a curated record. Gene Ontology annotation, biological process: sodium-independent organic anion transport; transmembrane transport. Gene Ontology annotation, molecular function: protein binding.
UCCUCGAACGGCAGUCGCGGUUGUAGUCGGUCGCGCCGCUGCCAUAGUAUCACAGCCGCAUUUAGUCGCUUUCAAUUCUGGCUUCGGCAAUACCGUCGUAUCGUCUGCGUUUGACGGUGGUGUAGCAUCGGUGUCGGUGUCGUCACCGCGUUUUGUUUUCAUCCGAACACUGUCACCUUCACCGAUCAUCCGCGCCGUCUCGAUUACACCACUUUUCCUUUUAUUUUUCGGACGUCGGUCGCUCCUUGAACCGAAGAGGGAAACCGGCUUUACAGUGCUCCGGUUCUACCCCGUUCGUCAAACGUCAAAACAAUCGAUUAAUCCCGUUUUAUUUUCAUCUUCGACCGGGAAAACACGACAUCUAUACGGAGCUGGUGCGUGACGUCAGAAAGAAAGUAAGACAUCACAUGUGAGUGAACGAAGCAUCACACAAUCGACUGAUAACCUAUCAACUGCCCACCGAAUACCUCAAAAAAUGACCGAAAGGGAUAGCUAUAUGAUGUCUGACAAAGUCAGUAACAAUAACAAGCCUCACAUCGAAGCCCCGGAAGAGCUCAACCCCUUGCAAAAUGGCGUCAAGGAAACCAGCGAUUCCGCGGACGAACAAACCGCCCUGACAACAUACGACGACCACAACAACCACCAGAAACAGACGCACCAACUUAACGGUGAUCUAACGAACGAAUCCAUUGAUAUAGAAGACGGUGAUAGCGAUACCGAAUGCGGGUGGGGCGUCUGUUCACCAAAAUGGUCCAAUAUGUUCGCGUCGAAGCAAGCGUUUCUCGCGGUAUUUUGCGUGGGGUGGGUAUUGCAAGGGAUGUAUCACACGUACCUCGUGAGUGCGAUCACCACUAUAGAAAAACUCUUUCAAAUACAAUCGAAAAUCACAGGGAUUAUAAUGAGCGCGACCGAAAUAGGGGAGAUUGGGUCCUGUUUGCUCCUCACCUAUUACGGAGGGCAAGGACAUAGGCCUAAGUGGAUCGCUUGGGGUAUGGUCCUUUUCGCUGUAUCGUCUUUCACCUGUUCCCUACCUCAUUUUAUAUACGGUAAACAACUAAUUACGGCGAACGAUCUGACUGGGAUUAUUCGGGAGCCGAACAUUUGCAAAGCACCGAAUGGGAAUUCGACGGAUUAUUUUCGAAAUAUUUUCAAUGCCACGGAAUACUCGGAGCAGAUGCCGGAUAUAAUACAAACGUGUUACGAAGAUGUGGUGCCCAGUCACCAAAUUCAUCCGAGUGUGACCAACAUCGUCCUUGCGAUAUUUUUCAUAAGUUUAUUGGGAGUCGGGCUCGGGCAAACUUCUGUUUACACAUUGGGAAUUCCCUACAUCGAUGACAACGUCGCCAGUAAAGAAUCUCCGUUGUAUUUCGCAAUCACAAUCGGAGUUCGAAUAUUGGGUCCAGCGUUCGGAUUCAUAGUGGGAUCUCUUUGUACUAGCGUCUAUGCCGAUCUAUCUGUCGAUCCCAAAAUCGAUUCUUCAGACCCAAGAUGGGUGGGCGCGUGGUGGUUAGGUUUAGUUAUCAUCUCAGGGUUGCUUAUACUAGCUUCGAUAGCGAUGUUCGCUUUCCCAAAAAGACUUCCGAAAGCUAAGCCAAUACACCGAAUUAGAAAGAUAGAAAGCGCGGACAAGAAACAACAUCCUAGUAUAAGAGAUUUUCCUAAGACUGUCAAAAGACUUUUGAAAAACGAUAUUCUGAUGUUUAGAACCGCAAGUAGCGUUUUACAUAUACUUCCAAUAGCGGGCUUGUAUACAUUUUUACCUAAAUACUUGGAAUCUCAAUUCAGACUGCCCACGCCGACAGCUAACAUGAUUUCAGGUGUUGGCGGGAUUCUGGUCAUGGGUGUAGGCAUCAUUCUAAGUGGAAUUUUCAUUUUAAGAGUCAAACCAAACGCACGCUUUGUCGCGGGCUGGAUUGCAUUUACCGCCAUCGUUUAUUCGUUGGGGAUGGGUCUCUUAAUGUUUAUCGGUUGUCCUACGAAUGACGUAGCCGGAUUACAACAAACGGAAGGGUUCGAUCCCGUGCUGCUAAAUAGCUGCAACAAAACCAGCUGCAAUUGCAACAAAGACAAAUUUCAACCGAUAUGCGGGCAAGACGGCAAAACGUAUUUAUCUCCGUGUCAUGCUGGUUGCCAGAAUUAUACGAAAAGAGACGGCAAAAUCAUCGAAUAUUCCGAAUGUAUGUGCUUGGAGAAGUUAAAUGUGACGUUCGAAGACGACGAGGAGUGGGGCAAAGCGACAAUCGGAUACUGCGACCUGGAAUGUUCCAAUUUUAUUUUAUACAUCGUGUUAUUUUCCGUAUUUGUUUUUAUUCAUUCGACAUCGGAAGUGGGAUCUAUGCUGCUGAUUUUACGAUGCGUCGAUCCUGUAGACAAAGCGAUGGCUUUAGGGCUAAUUCAGUUCGCGAUCGGAUUAUUUGGGAACGUUCCUUGUCCCAUAAUUUAUGGGGCUGUGGUGGAUUCCGCAUGCCUAAUAUGGAAAAUGGCUUGCGGAGAGAAAGGAGCUUGUGGGCUAUACGAUGCCUACACUUUUAGGAUGUUCUACCACGGUACAACGGGAGCUCUGCUUUUGUGCGCGUUCCUGGUGGAUCUGAUAGUGUGGUAUAAAGCUACCGAGAUUAGAUUUGUGGACGACCAAACACCUGGAUGAGAGCCGUUUACUAAACGAGCCCGCUUCUGCUUUUCUUUAUUAAACAGUACCUAACUGAGUUUUACUUUAGGUGUUACGAAUAUUCUGCAUUUUAGCUGAGGUUAUAUAAUUGAGUCGUAGGACGCUCAAUUCUUUCUUUGACUGAAAUUAAUCGAUGUUUUUUGGGACUAGACGAUCCAAUCGAUGUUUUUACCGUAGAACUCCGAUAAUUCACAAAUCUCGAAUUAUUGAAGUAACGAAAAAUUAUCAUUUUUCUCUAAUGUAAUUUAUUUGUAGGUCCUUUAUUUUAGAAAUUAAGCGGUAAAUGUAAUUAUCGGGAUUUUACUGUAUCAUUAAAUUCCUUGUAGUAGGUCAUUUCAGGGAAAGUCCGAUUUCGGCUGCCUUAUUUAGAUAAUUCUUUUAAUUCUAAUUUUUAAUGACGUAAUUGUUAAUGAAAGAAUUUAACACCACUACAGUGUGGAUGACAAAAAUUGAACAUUUUGAAAACACUAUAUGAACUGUGAUAUUUAAAUAUAUUUGUUACGCACCUUUCGAAAAUGUUUGUAAACAAUAAUUCCAAGGUAUUGUUGUACAAGGUUAGGAUCAAUUAUUGUCUCGUAUAAUCAAAACGAUAAAAAAUGAGUGAAUUUUAAUUGCCAUAUUAAUGAAGUAAGGGAAAAAAUUUAUCCUAACUGAUGAAUAUUAUCAAAUUUCUCUUGUAAUUAUCUCUAAGCAAAUGUGUGUAGUUAAUCGAUUGUAUGUAGAGAAUUAGAUCCCUCUGUACAUAUUUAGGGUUUUUUUUAUAGACUCUCUGUUAGACAUGUUACAUAAAUGGUUAUUGAUUUAAACAUUAACACAAUUAGUUACCAUUUAGAUAUACCGUAAUAUACAGCAGAUUCAUUUUUCGAAAAAUAACGUUGUGCCAUGUAUUGAGUUUGUAGAUACGAUAUAAAUGAAUAUACCUCAUUUUCCAUAUUAUGGUGCUCAACAGUUUAUACUUUUAUAUUAACAUUUAUAACUUUUCGUCACCCUUUUUUA